This is a messenger RNA of Amaranthus tricolor (Joseph's coat), 327 nucleotides long. RefSeq lists its product as uncharacterized. The record is from RefSeq and is a predicted model, not a curated record. The transcript has a single exon. Bases 1 to 327 code for a protein of 108 amino acids. NCBI's taxonomy places the organism in Eukaryota, Viridiplantae, Streptophyta, Magnoliopsida, Caryophyllales, Amaranthaceae.
AUGAAGGCUGCACAGGACAGACAGAAGUCGUAUGCCGAUCUUCGCAGGAAACCUCUAGCAUUCGAAGUUGGAGAUAAGGUCCUGCUGAAAGUGUCACCGAUGAAAGGGGUAAUGAGGUUCGGUAAGAAAGGGAAACUAAGCCCUAAAUAUAUCGGGCCAUACGAGAUACUAGAGCGAAUAGGUACAGUUGCUUACAGAUCGGCACUACCGCCAGAACUAUCUAAAGUGCAUGACGUGUUUCACGUAUCUCAGCUGCGAAGGUAUAUCAGUGAUCCAUCACACGUCAUUCCUACAGAGUCAGUAGAAGUAGAACCAAACCUGACUUAA